AUGAUGCUCCAUCCAAGCACCCCCUCGAGAUCGUCAGAAGAGAGCUUCUGCUUCUCUGCCUGGGAAACUCCGAGGCUGUCCGUAGCUGAGUCGAUAGGAAGGGAUGAGUAUCCCAGAUCAGCCUCCUGUCGAGCACCAGCGAACAAGAAGGCCAAAAGAAACAAGAAUGCUCCUCACUAUAGCCCUCGGUCUGCUGGGUCGGCACGUCGACCUCAGAGAUCGGAACACGUUUCCGAGCUUAUCAGAUUCUUCAAGGGCUGUGAUAUUCCCAUGCCAGACCCAUACGACUUCGACCUUGAUAGCCUUGAACUUAACGGGCAGUUACGGCAGUUGAAACAGCGCCAGAAUGAUUUUGGAAUACGAGAUGAAUCCCUCUCCCGGAGGAAGAAAUCUCCAGUUAAACUGUUUGCACCCGAUUUAUGGAGCCGUUCACCCGUUAGCAGGGACAAACAGAAAAACGAUCACUUGAACCCUGCCACUAGCAUGGAGAGCCUGCAGUACUCUCCUGGCACCAGAAGCCCUCGAGGUUCGCAUGAUAGCAACAUCGAUCGACCCACCGCAACCCCCAGGACAGAAGUGGAUGGUGAAUGUGCGUACCCAGGCAUUUCCGUACUACCUUCCUCCAAAGAAGCGCCUUCGAAUGUCCUCCCGACUCCAGAACCGUUCCCGUCGUCGGCUACCAUGGGGCAACUGUACGAUUUGUCUUCAGCAACACUCACGGGAGAUAUGUACGGAACCGAAAAGAUUGAAUGGACAGACACCUCAGCUGGCCGCGAAAUACUAUCUAGCCUCGAUACCAGUUCAGGGAUGCCAAUACAACCCAUGCCGAUACAACCUAACCCGGUGACUCGAAAUGGUAACAACAAGCCUCAGGCUCCAGCUAAAAGCGCGGUGCCUCAUAAUUGUGCCAAGGGUUCAGUUUACUGGCCUCAAGAUAAACCGCUUCCCAAUACACCCGAGAGCCAUGACCUGCAAUCAGAACAACAAAUUCAUAUCUUCAAACGAGACUCCAUCCGCGUUACAAGGUCAACCACUACUAACUCCGAGUUCAGUAAGCGGCACUCGAUUUCGACCACCUGCGAGUCGACCUUCAUUGACGUCCAAUGCCUUCCAGAAAGGACCUCGAGUCGAAAAGCCCGAAGGGCUGGACGAACCGAUUUCAGCAGCCUCUGUUGUCGAUUAUCUUGCCCUAUAUCUGAGGAUCACGCUAUCAACUACCCAGAUAGCUUCGAGAGUACCGACAAACCUGCAUCGAUUGACCCAGUUGACUCCAGCGAAAACCUAGAUUCAUCGACCCAGUCUGGAUCGAAAUCCCGAAAACUAAUCCCUGUAACAAUUGAUAGCUCCAGAAAGUACUCCGUCUCGUCGGAGCCAUCAUCUACCCCAUCGUCCAAUGUUUUCUCGGUGUCUGCAUUGUCUGGUUCUGCAAGCAGUAGUGCACUCACCUCCCCUCUUACGUGGCAAAAUCCAUCUCAUAAAUCUGAGGACAACGACCAACCGCAGCACUGUACUUCAAAGUCUGUGCCAUCUACACCUGUGCCAACCAUCUGUAACGGCACAUCCACCAACCCAUCCUCUACUGGGGACUCUCCAAAGUCUCCAACGAACAGUGCUCCAGAAAUCUCGAUCGAGAAAAAGGGAAGUUCAGACGCGGGACCCAAAGUUCUUCCAGCUCAUUUUCCCACUGUGCCUGUUCGAAACGCUAGCAGGUUGGAGAAUAUUCAUGCUUUAAGGAUGAGAGAUGUUGCUGCCGCCCGAGCUGCGCUAAAAGGAUCGAACAAAGGCUUAUCUGCGCCGCAAACCGUUGACGCCGUUAGAGGUCGACAGGCCAGCUCACCAGCGAUCCUCAAUUGCAACACCUCACUACAUGGGAGCUCAAGAAGUAGCGAAGAGUCUGCAUCCUCUCCCAUCGGUUUUGCCACGCCCACAAUCCAAUCCACCGUAUCAAAGGAUACGGCGGAAGGAUCUCAUUGUGAUUCUGCUGCCAAGUCUUCUGUUGGCGGGUCGCCUUUAAGGACAAUUAUGCCAGAUGGCUCCGUCUUUACAGACCGAGCCAUGAGGGAAAGGUCAUUUAGGCAUAAACAUAAUGCAUUCUCCAUAUUAGCUGGAGGAUCCUUACCGAGCAGCCCCCGGCACUCGCAGUCAUUCCCUGCUCCCGUACCUCAAAAGCCAUCAUUGAUGAGCCCGCGAAGCGUGGCUGGACUGCGAGCCUUGGAGAGCGUAUCACGUCCAGUUUCACCAUCACUACCAUCAUCGGAUGAUGAAGGUAUGGGGACCAGAGCCCAUAGCGGCAAGUCAAGGCGGUCUACACGAUCAAAUCCUAACCGAAACCGUCAAAACUCGCCUCUCAAACUUGACAACAGUACCAUGGCUCGUAAAUUUUCUCACGAUGAAGCCUUCCCUCUUACACCACCAGGCGCAAACGCAACUCGUACUGGCGACCCUGACUCUCUUUUAUCUCCAUACUCUCCUACCUCCUUCAAAUACUACUUUCCAACCUCCGAAUCAUCCCUAGCAACUCCAUCACAUCAACAACAAUUCCUACAAGACCGCGUCUUCUACCUCGAACGCCAAAACAAGAUGCUUCAAUCCGCCUUACUUUCUGCGCUUGAGGUUGGUGCUAAAUGUGACGCCCAACGGGAUCGCAAGGGACUCUCCCGCUCCUCAACUGGCGAUGGCGUUAGCGAUGAAAUCAUUGACAUGCUCAAUCUAUAUCGUGCUUCAUACGAUAGUGGUUCUGGCAUGGCUACCGCCUCUGCUACCGCUAUUAGGAGCGAAACCAGACGUUCAACCAUUUCCCCUAAUUCCGGCGAAAUUUCGUCUUCGUCCACUACCACUUCUAGACUAUCGGUGCAAGGUAGAUUCCUAGCACGACCAUCUACUUCUCCCAGUACAGCUAAGGAGAGAGCUCGUCGGCAGCGCAUUGAACCCCAUCACCGCGCUGGCGAUGUUAUAACUUUGAGAUAA
Messenger RNA from Arthroderma uncinatum, 2967 nucleotides. RefSeq lists its product as uncharacterized. The record is from RefSeq and is a predicted model, not a curated record. NCBI's taxonomy places the organism in Eukaryota, Fungi, Ascomycota, Eurotiomycetes, Onygenales, Arthrodermataceae. Bases 1 to 2967 code for a protein of 988 amino acids. The transcript has a single exon.